AUGCUUAACGUGACGUGUAGUGAAGGCGACACCAAAGUCGCUUGUCUCAAUCUGGGAGAAGCGGCUUUGACCAUCUCAUCAAUGCUUACUGUUAUGCUGAUUAUCAUUUUCGGCAAUCUGCUCGUUGUCGUUACGGUGUAUCGCAAUCGAAAGCUUCGAAUGCAACGUCAGAAUUGGUUAAUCGUGAGCCUCGCGGUGGCUGAUAUGCUUGUUGGUCUCCUCGUUAUGCCUCUCACCUUGACAUAUGAAAUUGUCGGCGAAUGGACUAUGGGAAUUGUUCUUUGCGAAAUUUGGCUUGCUCUCGAUGUUCUCUUUGUGACCGCCUCAAUUCUUCACAUUUGCGCAAUCUCGCUUGAUCGCUAUUUUUCGGUUACAUCACCAUUGACCUAUCCAUCAACAAGAACACCCAAGAAAAUGUUUAUUUAUAUUGGUGUUUCAUGGAUUCUUUCUUUGCUAAUUUGCCUUCCUCCAAUUUUUGGAUGGCGACCGGAAAGACGCGAUGGCGAAUGUUCAGUGAGCACCGACAUAGGAUAUGUCCUCUAUUCAUCGCUCGGCUCAUUCUACAUUCCGGUGGUCAUUCUCAUUAUUGUCUACGCAAAAAUCUAUAGCAUCACCAUUCGGCACAGCAGGCAGCGUCUGAAGGAAACUGAGCGUCGCGAUCAGACGUUGAACAUGUUGACAGUGAAAACCGACAAGAAUAAGCAUUACAACAUGGAGUACGAGAUUGAGGAUAAUUCCGAUCCGGCGGACGAUGAGAAACCGGCACGAGAAGCGAUUAACAAGGUCAGCUGGCAACUGCGCAAACUUUCCGAAGAGCUCCCUGUAAGAGCUGUCAAGGUAAACGUCUCCCUGGACACGAAUCACAGCGGCUCAAUUGAUCAGGCCAAGGCUCGAGCCGAAGAAACGGCUCACAGCGAGAAGCGACGUCGCAAGUUGAAGGCGAAAGAGCGUCAGGCAACUCUUCUCUUAGGAAUCAUAUUGUCAGCGUUCAUUCUCAGUUGGCUUCCAUUCUUCCUUAUGUACGUUAUUGGAGCUUUUGGUUAUGAGGCUCCACCACUUUUCUUCAAGUUUUUCUUCUGGCUCGGAUACUGCAAUUCUGGAAUUAAUCCGGUCAUCUACACCGUGUUCAAUCGCGAAUUCAAGCGUGGAUUGUGCAAACAACUGCACAAGUUUGAACGCUUCAUUCGCCCUCUUGUCCGCUUGUAUAAAUAA
Caenorhabditis bovis is the source of this 1212-nucleotide messenger RNA. Lineage: Eukaryota; Metazoa; Nematoda; Chromadorea; Rhabditida; Rhabditidae. The record is from the annotation of a GenBank genome assembly.